Messenger RNA from Lasiodiplodia theobromae, 2247 nucleotides. Its product is annotated as Hmg box transcriptional. The coding region runs from base 1 to 2247 and encodes 748 amino acids. Gene Ontology annotation, biological process: anatomical structure morphogenesis; cell differentiation; negative regulation of transcription by RNA polymerase II. Gene Ontology annotation, molecular function: RNA polymerase II cis-regulatory region sequence-specific DNA binding; DNA-binding transcription factor activity, RNA polymerase II-specific. The transcript is spliced from 2 exons. Lineage: Eukaryota; Fungi; Ascomycota; Dothideomycetes; Botryosphaeriales; Botryosphaeriaceae. The record is from RefSeq and is a predicted model, not a curated record.
AUGGACGCCGAAAUGUCAGAGCCCGGCUCGGGCAAGGGGGAGACGAGUCCGCGCAAGGCGUCUACGACAUUUUCCACCCGCUCCUCCCGCCGCACAGCCAGUCCUUCCCGCGCCUCGAAACAGGACGACGCAGGCCCCCCGACGCCAGAGUCACCACCAUUCAGACUGACGCGGAAGAGGGCGGCCUCGCUGGCUGAUAAAGGGGACAGGGAGGAAGCCGACGUCGUCGACGAAAUCACUCCGACUACCACGCACUCUCGCAUGAGCUCUGGUGGUGCAUCCGUGGGUUCUGCAGGCUCUCCGGCAACCCACGUCUGCCUGUGCCAGCCCGACCCCAAGAUCCCACGACCAAGAAACGCCUUCAUACUAUAUCGUCAGCAUCAUCAAGCCGCCAUCGUGGCCCAGCACCCCGGGUUAGCCAAUCCAGAAAUAUCAAAGAUCAUCGGCGAGCAGUGGAAAGCACAGCCUGAAUCCGUGCGGAGCGAGUGGAAAGCCCUAGCCGAAGAGGAAAAGAUUCGGCAUCAGCAGCAGUAUCCAGAGUAUCGCUACCAGCCUCGCCGUGGCGGCCGCCGGGGCAGCCUGUCGCUCAACACCACCUCCGACAAGCAUCACUGCACUAAGUGCGGUGGCCGGAGCAUCACAACGCCAACAACGGCCUUCCCACCCAGCCACAACAACGCCGCCGCCACGACGGCGUCGGCAUCGUCCCCUUCCUCUAACGCGCCAAUGUUACCCCCGCCCACGCCUUCAUCACUCUUGACACCUACCUCCCGCUACCUCCCACCCAUGAUGUCCGGCCUCGCCAUCAACACUUCCGCCGCCGCCGCAGCCAGCAACCCCCAACGUCGCAACAACAGCACGCGGACGACGCCCAACCCUCUCACAAGCCUACACGCCUCCCGCACCCGCGAUGAGCAUCCCAUGGACGCACAGAUGCUGUCGCCACUCUCACCGGACGCUAAGCGGCGACGCUUGCAACAGGCCUACGUCCCACCACCGUCCGCGUCUUCCUCCGGCACGCCUCGCUCUUCCUCCCUCGCGCAACCAGGCACACCCUACCCCUUCCGGCCCGAUCCCCGCCGCCACUCUCUGCCGCGGCCGGAGCUGAUGCACCACCGCGGCGUCUCGCCCCGCAAUGGCAGCACCAGCAUCCACCACGACGGCAGCAGCUCCAACAAUCUCACCCUCCCGCCCCUGCAGACCGCCAACCACCACCACCCCUACCCGGCCGCCGUCCACCACGCCGCCGUCAGCCCGGGCACCCCUGCCGGCGUUGUCAGCGCUGGCGGCGGCGUCGGCGGCGUCGUCGCUGCUGGUGGUGGCGAGCAGCCGCCGGGCAGCGCCAAGACGGUCAUCAUGUCGCUGUCGUUCUGGGGCAAGAUCCGCCUGCUCGGCCGGAUCACGCCGCCGUACCAGGCGACAUCGUCGCCGUCGCCGCUGUCGCCUCGGCAGCAGCAGAAGCAGCAAUCGCCGCCGCGGGUGCGCGGAGCCAUCGUGGCGGUCGAGGGCGACAACGACGCGGCGGCGCGGGCGAUGGCGACGUGGUUGGAGGAGAACCUGAACAAGACGGGGGAAGUGUGGGCGCGGACGGCCGAGGCGCCAAGGGGGCCGGAGACGGUGAUGGGUGGUGGAGAUGGAGCGGAGGGUGAGGGUGCUGGCAGUGAUGAUGGCGGUGAUGAUGGCGGCGCAAAGAGUCCGGAUGGGAACGGUGCUGUCGCGCCGAGGAGGACCGUCAGCCUUGGUGAUUACAUUCAGGUCAUUUCCGAGUGGCAUAGCAAGACGAGGGAGAUGGUCGAGUUCAUCACCACGCCGCCCGGUGGCGCUGCCGAGGCUGCAACGGACGCAUCAACGACAGCAUCGAAGGAUGGUGAGAAGGGUAGUGGCGAGGUGGUGGACAAGAGGACGCCCGUCCUCAUCAUGCCGACGUACAACCUGCGCGCCUCGAACGCGUGGGCCAGCAGCCUCCCUACCGGCGACAACUACAAUCCUCCUGACCACUGGCAGUGGGUGGCGACGCUUUGGCGCGGCAUCGUCGGCCCGGACAUCACCGUCUACAUCAGGGACGUCUCAGCUGCCGAGCUGGAGAUGUCUCGCGGCAGGACGGUCGAGGUGCGCGAGGACGGACAGUCGAAGUACUUGAUCGUGAAGCGCGAGGGCACCCAGGAGCUCGAGGAGAGCACGUUGAGGAGGCUCGGCUUCGAGAUCGGUGAGCUGAUUAGAGGUGUGAGCGGGCUGAACGGGAAGUAG